Durio zibethinus is the source of this 3393-nucleotide messenger RNA. RefSeq names its product auxin response factor 8-like. Gene Ontology annotation, cellular component: nucleus. The record is from RefSeq and is a predicted model, not a curated record. Lineage: Eukaryota; Viridiplantae; Streptophyta; Magnoliopsida; Malvales; Malvaceae. Gene Ontology annotation, molecular function: DNA binding. Gene Ontology annotation, biological process: response to hormone; regulation of DNA-templated transcription.
UAAAAAUUUCAUUACACCAUGUCUUGAUUCUCUUCUGAAAUUCACCCUAACUUAUAAUCUGGACGCAUCCGUACUUGUGACAGCGACUACUGAAGUAUGGUGGCACAUGCCUUGCUGUCAUAUCAGACCUGUAAUGGACGCUGAGGAUGAUUCCGUACGGAUGAGCCAACGGCUGAGAUUGUUUCUCCGCCAACUUCUCUCUCUACUUACUUCUUCAAUUUCAGCUUUGGCCGGCUCACCCUAUAAAACCACUCCUCCUCCUUUCUACCCGUUUUCUUUUGUUUUUCGUUCUUUUGCCGAGUCUUGAGUGAUACCGUUUAUAUCCAUAUGGUGAUGUUAUGGAAGAAGAAGAGGAAACUCUGUCGUCUCCUUCUUCUUUUCAACCCAACUUCUAAAAAUGGGUUUCCCUUCCCUUUUUUCUAUCUUUUGCUUUAGAGUUUAGGGUUUGCCUUUCCAGUGCAAUAAUUGCAGUAUGAGCGAGGAUUGGGAUUUCUGUUGGAUUUUUUUAAAUUCAGAAUAACAACACUUCAAUUCCGUUUUCUCUUCUCUUGUCUUCUCUUCUUUCAAACAAGAAACUAAGUUUGAUAUGAAGCUUUCAGCAUCAGGCCUGGGACAGCAGGCUUAUGAAGGGGAAAACAAGUGCUUGAACUCAGAGCUAUGGCACGCCUGCGCUGGGCCACUGGUAUGUCUACCCACCGUGGGAAGCCGUGUGGUCUACUUUCCUCAGGGUCAUAGCGAGCAGGUAGCAGCCACCACUAACAAGGAGGUUGACGCCCACAUUCCAAAUUACCCCAACUUGCCUCCUCAGUUGAUAUGCCAACUCCACAAUGUUACCAUGCAUGCUGAUGUUGAGACAGAUGAAGUAUAUGCCCAAAUGACAUUGCAGCCUUUGACCCCAGAAGAGCAGAAGGAUACAUUUCUUCCAAUGGACUUGGGAGUUCCAAGCAAGCAGCCAACCAAUUAUUUCUGCAAGACACUGACAGCAAGUGAUACUAGUACCCAUGGUGGUUUUUCUGUUCCUCGUCGUGCUGCUGAGAAAGUCUUUCCUCCACUGGACUUCUCGCAGCAGCCACCAGCUCAAGAACUUAUUGCAAGGGAUCUCCAUGACGUUGAGUGGAAAUUUAGACAUAUCUUUAGAGGACAGCCUAAACGCCACCUUCUUACGACAGGCUGGAGUGUGUUUGUUAGUGCCAAGAGACUUGUUGCUGGGGAUUCUGUUCUUUUUAUUUGGAAUGAAAAGAAUCAGCUUCUUUUGGGAAUUCGUCAUGCCACUCGUCCACAAACUGUAAUGCCAUCAUCAGUUUUAUCUAGUGAUAGCAUGCACAUUGGACUCCUUGCAGCUGCAGCUCAUGCUGCUGCAACUAAUAGCUGCUUUACAGUAUUUUAUAAUCCAAGGGCUAGUCCAUCUGAGUUUGUUAUACCCCUUUCAAAAUACGUUAAGGCUGUUUUCCACACACGUGUCUUAGUUGGGAUGCGUUUUCGGAUGCUUUUUGAGACAGAAGAAUCAAGUGUUCGUAGGUAUAUGGGUACAAUAACUGGUAUAAGUGAUUUGGAUCCUGUUCGCUGGCCAAAUUCCCAUUGGCGGUCUGUGAAGGUUGGUUGGGAUGAGUCAACAGCAGGUGAGAGACAGCCAAGGGUAUCAUUGUGGGAGAUUGAGCCGUUAACAACUUUUCCAAUGUAUCCAUCUCUGUUUCCCCUCAGACUGAAACGCCCUUGGCAUCCCGGUUCCUCAUCUUUGCAUGAUAACAGAGAUGAUAUAUCUAAUGGGUUAAUGUGGCUAAGAGGGGGAUCUGGAGAGCAAGGACUACACUCUCUGAAUCUUCAGUCUUUCAGCUCAUUUUCAUGGAUGCAGCAGAGACUAGAUCCGAGUUUCCCUGGAAAUGACCAUAAUCUGCAGUACCAAGCCAUGCUGGCCAAUGGGAUGCAGAAUCUAGGAAGUGGGGAUCCCCUGAGACAGCCGCUGCAGCAAUCUUUGCAGUUUGUUCAACAGCCAGGCAGCCAUAAUUUACUGUUGCAGCAGCAGCUAGCUGUUUCACAGUCGGUUCCACAUAACAUUGUGCAGGCACAAUCCCAAAUUCUAAACUUGCCCCCGGUCCUUGGGCAGGAGCAAGUAGGAACUCUGCCAGAGGAACAGGCUCAGCAACAGCAUAACAUAAUUCAAAGUGAUCAGCUCCAACAGAGGCAGCCGACGAAUAUGCCUCAAUCAUUUCUGAAAACAGAUUUUAUAGACUCAGCAAAGGUCUCAGGAUCUGUUCCCCCUGUCCAGAAUAUGCUGGGUUCAUUGUGUCCUGAAAGCAGUGCAAAUCUUCUUAACUUCUCUAGAACUGGUCAGUCAAUGCCAGCUGAUCAGUUACCCCAGCAAUCCUGGGCUCCAAAGUAUGCUCAUUCACAGGUAAUUACCUUUGCUAGCUCAACAUCAUUUCCACAAGUGUUUCCUGGAAAAGAUGCUAUAAAAGAACCAGAAAUUGGUCACUCUGAUGCCCAGAAUUCAGCACUUUUUGGUGUUAACAACAAUUCAUAUGGCCUUCCACUCCCCACUGUGAUGCCUGGUUUUGCCACAUCUUCAAGUGAAGCUGAUGUGCCCUCGAUUCCAUUAGGGGAUCCCUCAUUCCAGAAUCCUCUGUAUGGUUGCAUGCAAGACUCUUCAGAACUGCGGAGCACUGGACAAGUUGACCCACUGAAUCCAACUCCAACAUUUGUCAAGGUUUAUAAAUCAGGGUCGGUGGGACGCUCAGUAGACAUCUCCAGGUUCAGCAGCUACCAUGAGCUGCGAGAGGAGCUGGCUCAGAAGUUUGGAAUUGAGGGGAAGUUGGAAGACCCUCUUAGAUCAGGCUGGCAGCUUGUAUUCGUCGACAGGGAGAAUGAUAUUCUUCUCCUUGGAGAUGACCCAUGGGAGGCUUUUGUGAAUAAUGUUUGGUACAUAAAGAUACUUUCAGCGGAGGAUGUGCAGAAGAUGGGGGAGCAAAGGGUGGAGCCUUUUAGCCCAACCCCAGGUCAAAGGAUGAAUAGCAGUGGCACUGCUACUGCCUCCGGUGGUCGAGAUUAUGUGUCUGGACUCUCAUCUGUUGGUUCACUUGAAUACUGAACCAAAUCCCAAUGAACUUUUUCCAGUAGCCCGACAUUGUGUGUUUGUGGUAUGGUUAGUAAGUACAUCAGAAUCAGACUUACGUGGGCACAGACUGCUAUUAUUUCCUUGAGAAUACGUGUACGGUGUAUCAAGUUCACAGCCCAGGCCUAGCCUAGGUUAAGGAAUUAAAUUAUCUCAAUAUAUUAUAUUAAAUGGUGUCCAAUUAAUUAAAAGAUCCUAUAAUGAAAACUCUUAUGAUUCAUUAAUCACGUGUGGCGCGCAUUCUCAUUUUUUUUUCUAAAUUGAGUGAGCAUAAUCAUUCACAA